This is a messenger RNA of Lutra lutra (Eurasian river otter), 1400 nucleotides long. RefSeq names its product LY6/PLAUR domain containing 6B (gene LYPD6B). Lineage: Eukaryota; Metazoa; Chordata; Mammalia; Carnivora; Mustelidae. Bases 290 to 814 code for a protein of 174 amino acids. Gene Ontology annotation, molecular function: acetylcholine receptor regulator activity. The transcript has 7 exons. The record is from RefSeq and is a predicted model, not a curated record.
GCCAACGCCGGCCCCCGGCGGGCGCGCUCGGAGCCGAGGCCGGGAGCCGGGCUGGGGUCCCGAGAGGCCCCGCGGGCGCGGGCGGCAUAGGCUGGUUACCUUGUGUGGGCAGAGACCUCUUCACGGUCAGUUGGAGAGAGGAGCCUGACUGCCGCGCUCUCUCUGGAGACAUGAUCUUCUAAGCCCAAUGACUGUUUGAUGAGGUCCCGGAAGCCCGGCGGUGGUGUACAUUCCUCUUUCUUGGACAAAAGAUAUGUGAGUCUGGGAUUUUCCCACAGCCAAGGUCAGAAUGCUGCCCCUCCGUCAUGCUCUGGCUGUUGCUGCUGUCCAGGUCUUCAUCUUGUCAGAAAAUUGGGCAUUGGGCAAGAACAUCAACUUCUACAACGUGAGGCCUCCUCUGGACCCUACGCCAUUUCCAAACAGCUUUAAGUGUUUUACUUGUGAAAAUGCCGGAGAUAAUUAUAACUGCAAUCGAUGGGCAGAAGACAAAUGGUGUCCACAAAAUACACAGUACUGUCUGACAGUUCACCACUUCACCAGUCAUGGAAGAAGUACAUCCAUCACCAAAAAAUGUGCCUCCAGAAGUGAAUGUCAUUUUGUUGGCUGCCACCAUAGCCGAGAUUCUGAACAUACAGAGUGCAGGUCCUGCUGUGAAGGCAUGAUCUGUAACGUAGAGUUACCCACCAACCACACGAAUGCGGUCUUCGCCGUGAUGCGCGCGCAGAGGACAUCCGGCAGCGGCGCCCCCACGCCCUCCUUACCCGCGCUUGCCUGGGUCUCUGUGCUUCUGCUGAUGCAAAGCCACUGUUCCUAGGAGAGCAGAAACCGCCUCCUGAAGCACAGGCCAAAAACUGCGUGAACUCUGAACAUUUGAGUGAAGACCAGUUUCGCACUGGAAAACUGCAGUUUGGACCCCGAAGCGGAAGCCAGUUGUUUGCUGGGCUAGAGCACUCCUGCAUCAGGUCACGGGAUCAAGGAAGGGGACUGAGGAGAUCGUCUGGCUUCCCGGCUUCCUGGCCAGAGGGGCUGCAUUUUGUCACUUGCAGCGGGAGGAGCCUGCCAGCAUCUGUGACGGGUGGGUGGCGAUAAGCCUGUGUUGCUCCUGCCUGCCCAGGCUGUUAGCUGAAGGGAUUCGUCAACCCCAAGACUCUUUUGGAAGCUGCUGGACCAGACCGUCUCCUUACUGUGCAUGACGAGCUCAGAGUGUCUCUAUGAAAUCUCACCGUUCCCCCGUGAGAAUGCAGUUUUCCCACCAAUGACAUAGUCAAUGAGAAAGACAACUAGCUAUAGGAAGAAGACUUCUAGUUGACUAAUAAGAAACCCGUUUGCUCGUGUUGGGGGGGAAAUAAAAGCUUUAAAAUUAUACCAUGCAGAAUGCAUGCUUGUGUGUUUCUUGACUG